Molecule: messenger RNA, 890 nt
Organism: Pterocles gutturalis (yellow-throated sandgrouse)
Lineage: Eukaryota; Metazoa; Chordata; Aves; Pterocliformes; Pteroclidae
Product: D-aspartate oxidase-like
Exons: 7
Molecular function (GO): FAD binding; D-amino-acid oxidase activity
Source: RefSeq, a predicted model, not a curated record
AUGGCUGAUCUUCGGUUAAUGAGGGCUCUGGGAGUUAGACCAAAGAGGCUCUAUGUUGUGCUGUUCAUUUUAGGGAAGAGCAGAUUGCACCAGGGGAAAAAGUUAUUGGCAGGCGGAGAGGGGCACGGCUCCAGCAGAGCCAGCGCGUGGCUGCUGGGCCCUCCUGGGAGAGGUGCCAGCGCUGGAGGCGGCCCUUGCCUGGGCACAAACAGAUCCUUCAUUAGCGAAGGGACGCAGAGCCGAGUGCUUGGGGAGCGGCGUCGGGGAAGGGGAGCUGCCGGAAGCCCCCGCGCCCCUGCUGCAGCGCGCUCCAUCCUCUGCCGCUCCGUUUCCCCCCUCUUCCCAGGAGGGCAACUCUUCCAGGCGGGGCCAGAGGCCUCCUCCUCAGCAGGUAUUGCCUUCUCUCCCCACUUGUGGCUCUGUCUGCCUGAUGAGGCAGCACCCAAGGUUGCAGUGGUUGGCGCGGGAGUCAUCGGCCUGUCCACAGCACUGUGCAUCAGAGAGACUUGGCCCAGCUGCUCCGUGACGGUCCUUUCAGACCAGUUCAGCCCCAACACAACCAGUGACGUCGCAGCUGGGAUGCUCAUCCCUCACACCUACCCAGGCACACCGACCCAUGUGCAGAAGCAGUGGUUCAAAGAGACCUUCUCUUACCUUUUUGCCAUCAGCAACUCAGCUGAGGCAUCAGAGGCUGGCAUUCACCUCAUUUCUGGGUGGCAGGUCUUUAAAAACACUCCCGAGGAAGAGUUACCUUUCUGGUCAGAUGUCGUCCUGGGAUUUCGAGCAAUGUCUGAAGCAGAACUCCAAAAGUUUCCACACCACCGAUUUGGUCAGGCCUUUACAACACUGAAAUGUGACUGCCCACCCUACCUGCUGUGGCUGGAGAAAAG